AUGGGCACUUCAUCACCUGGAUAUUCUCCUGGGGAUUGCUCUGAUGAAACCAAGAAUAACAACAUCUACAGAGAUGCACAGAUGAAGGCAAUUCUUAACCAGAAACUGGUAGAAACUGGUGAACGAGAACAACUUCAGGAGUGGCUAAGAGCUAAAUUAAUCGAAUGUGAUUGGAAAGAUCAAUUACAAGCUCAUUGUCGAGAUGUGAUUCAAGCAAAAGGGGCAGAACAUGCUAAUGUUGACAACUUGGUAUCAGAGAUCACUCCCAAAGGCAGAGCACUUAUACCCAACAGUUUCAAGGAGGAACUUUUACAAAGAGUAAGAACUUUCCUUGCUCAGCAUGUCACACCUUAA
Messenger RNA from Antechinus flavipes (yellow-footed antechinus), 354 nucleotides. RefSeq names its product transcription and mRNA export factor ENY2-like. The record is from RefSeq and is a predicted model, not a curated record. Gene Ontology annotation, molecular function: transcription coactivator activity; chromatin binding. NCBI's taxonomy places the organism in Eukaryota, Metazoa, Chordata, Mammalia, Dasyuromorphia, Dasyuridae. The coding region runs from base 1 to 354 and encodes 117 amino acids. Gene Ontology annotation, cellular component: SAGA complex; DUBm complex; nuclear pore. Gene Ontology annotation, biological process: regulation of transcription by RNA polymerase II; positive regulation of DNA-templated transcription; poly(A)+ mRNA export from nucleus. The transcript has a single exon.